Messenger RNA from Nerophis ophidion (straightnose pipefish), 921 nucleotides. RefSeq names its product tissue factor pathway inhibitor 2-like. Bases 80 to 760 code for a protein of 226 amino acids. Gene Ontology annotation, biological process: negative regulation of peptidase activity. The transcript is spliced from 5 exons. The record is from RefSeq and is a predicted model, not a curated record. Gene Ontology annotation, molecular function: serine-type endopeptidase inhibitor activity. Gene Ontology annotation, cellular component: extracellular region. NCBI's taxonomy places the organism in Eukaryota, Metazoa, Chordata, Actinopteri, Syngnathiformes, Syngnathidae.
UGAGUCACCGCCCCUCAGCAGGAAAAGGAGAAUAUAAAAGAGGCGUGGGCCGAGAGGAGAAGAUCACACCACGGCCACAAUGGAGUUCAGCUCACUGGCGUUCUUUGCAAGUUUGUCCUGGUUGUACACGGCCGCCCUGGCUCUGCCGCACAGAGGGGUGUGCCUCCUCCGAGCGGACGAAGGGCCGUGCAGAGCCGACAUUCAGCGGUAUUACUACAACACCAUCACGCAGAAGUGCCAGGUUUUCUACUACGGGGGUUGCCGGGGCAACGCCAACAACUUCAAGACGUAUCAGGAGUGCCAGAAAACUUGUUUCAGGAUACCCAAGAUUCCUCAGAUGUGUCGCUUCCCCAAAGAGGAAGGCCCCUGUCGGGCCCUCUUCAGCAGCUACUUCUUCAACAUGACCAGCAUGCAGUGCGAGAAGUUUUACUACGGCGGCUGCGAGGGCAACGCCAACCGCUUCCCCGACCUCGCCGCCUGCACAGAUUACUGCAGUCCCCGCAAGAGCUUGCCCGUGCUGUGCCUGGGUCCCCUGGACCGAGGCAAGUGCUCGGCCUCCAUGACCCGCUACUACUACAACUCGGCCUCCAGGACGUGCGAGGAGUUCAGCUACUCGGGCUGCGGCGGCAGCAGCAACAACUUCGUGUCCAAGCACAGCUGCAUGGACGUGUGUGUCAAAGGAGCAGGCAGGAGGCAGGCGGCCAAAGGGAAAAUGCGUCGCUUGAGACGGAAUCGGAUCGCCGUCACGCAGGCGUCGUGAACUUGAAAACGGACUGAGACUUUUCUUUGGUCCACAUUUGGAUGAGCGACACAUCUUCUCUUGCAUUCUUUGGAUACUGUGACUACCUAAUGUAUUAUUAUUAUUAUUAUUAUUAUUUCACUGUGACUGCUUUUAUAUAAAUAUCUAUAUUUGAUAAACUA